AUGGGUGAUGAAGAUUUUUUCUCUGGGGGAUCGAUGCAUCUAUCGCCAGGGAGCUGUCCCGGCGUAUAUUUCCCAGCACGCAAGAGACUACGGAUCGCUGCACCGUCAGUUUACAGCGGGUUUGAGCAAAAGCAAACUUCAAUCGAAGUGUUACCUGAUGAGUGCCUAUUUGAGAUCCUCAGACGCUUGCCUUCCGGCCAGGAGAGGAGCGCCUGCGCUUGUGUCUCCAAGCACUGGCUUAACCUUCUGAGCAGUAUCACUAGGAGUGAAGUGAAUGAGUCUGUUCAAGACGUGGAGGGUGAAGGGUUUUUGUCAAGAAAUCUGGAAGGCAAGAAAGCCACAGACUUGAGGCUUGCAGCUAUCUCAGUUGGGACAUCUUCGCGCGGCGGCUUGGGGAAGCUUCAAAUCCGAGGGAGUGGGUUUGAAAGCAAAGUGACAGACGCUGGCCUUGGAUCGAUUGCUCAUGGCUGUCCAUCUCUUAGGGUUCUGUCUCUGUGGAAUUUGCCUGCGGUUAGUGAUAUGGGUCUCUCUGAGAUCGCGAGGUCAUGCCCAAUGAUCGAGAAACUUGACCUUUCACGAUGUCCAGGAAUAACUGACAACGCCUUGCUUGCAAUCGCCGAUAACUGCUUGAAUCUGAGUGAUCUGACGAUUGAUUCGUGUUCUGGUGUUGGGAACGAGGGUUUAAGGGCUAUUGCACGACGCUGUAUCAAUCUGAGAUCUAUCUCUAUCAGGAGCUGUCCACGCAUUGGAGAUCAAGGAGUAGCUUUCCUCUUGGCACAAGCUGGUUCUUACUUGACAAAAGUGAAACUCCAGAUGCUGAACAUUACCGGUCUGUCUCUUGCCGUUCUUGGCCACUACGGAGCAGCAGUUACUGAUCUUGUGCUUCAUGGCCUUCAAGGUGUGAACGAGAAAGGCUUCUGGGUCAUGGGAAAUUCAAAAGGGAUGAAGAAACUGAAGUCCAUCUCAGUAAUGUCGUGCCGAGGCAUGACCGAUGUUGGGCUUGAAGCUGUUGGUAAUGGUUGCCCUGACCUGAAGCACGUCUCCCUGAACAAAUGCUUGCUUGUUUCUGGCAAAGGACUUGUCGGUUUGGCCAAAUCUGCAUCGUCGCUGGAAAGUUUGAAACUUGAGGAAUGCCACAGGAUCAACCACGGCUCAAAGUUGAAGGCUUUCUCUUUGGCAAACUGUCUAGGCAUCCAGGACUUUAACGCAGAAUCACCUCUGCCAUCAACAAGUUGCAGCUCCUUACGUUCUCUGUCGAUCCGUUGCUGCCCUGGGUUUGGUGAUGCAAGUCUCGCUUUCUUGGGGAAGUUCUGUCAUCAGCUUCAGGAUGUUGAACUCUCCGGCUUGAAUGGAGUGACAGAUGCAGGUGUGCUCGAGUUGCUUCAGAGCAACAAUGUUGGUCUAGUGAAGGUGGAUCUGAGCGGAUGUAUCAAUGUGUCAGACAACACAGUCUCUGCAAUAUCCAUGUGCCACGGACGCACAUUGGAGUCUCUUAACCUCGAUGGCUGCAAGAACAUCACUGACGCAAGCCUCGUCGCAGUGGCCAAGAACUGCUACUCAGUCAAUGACCUCGACACCUCGAACACUUUGGUCUCAGAUCACGGGAUCAAAGCUUUGGCAUCUUCUCCCAACCACCUGAAUCUUCAGGUUCUUUCUUUUGGCGGCUGCUCAGCGAUUACAGAUAAGAGCAAGGCAUUCAUACAAAAACUCGGCCGCACGCUUUUGGGGUUAAACAUCCAACGAUGUGGUAGAAUCAGCAGCAGUACUGUGGAUAACCUUCUCGAACAUCUAUGGAGGUUCCUUCUAAACAAAGGAGCCUGUUUCUACAACUGUUGUGUUCAUGGGAAUCCUGUGAGUGAGUUCUGGCACUAUCUGUACUACUGA
Molecule: messenger RNA, 1884 nt
Organism: Thlaspi arvense
Lineage: Eukaryota; Viridiplantae; Streptophyta; Magnoliopsida; Brassicales; Brassicaceae
Source: the annotation of a GenBank genome assembly